This is a messenger RNA of Loa loa (African eye worm), 1104 nucleotides long. Its product is annotated as tRNA-dihydrouridine synthase 4. The transcript has 7 exons. Lineage: Eukaryota; Metazoa; Nematoda; Chromadorea; Rhabditida; Onchocercidae. The coding region runs from base 1 to 1002 and encodes 333 amino acids. The record is from RefSeq and is a predicted model, not a curated record. Gene Ontology annotation, biological process: tRNA processing. Gene Ontology annotation, molecular function: tRNA dihydrouridine synthase activity; flavin adenine dinucleotide binding.
AUGAAAGGUCGAUUGUACGAUUUGUUAAGUGGAAAAAGUGUUGAAGGGAAGGAUAUCACCAAAGACACACAUGUCGAUGGUGACAUACCUGUAUUUGUCGCUGCACCGAUGGUGCGAUAUUCGAAGUUGCCAUUUCGAAUGUUAGUUCGAUUGUAUGCAGUGGAUGUUGCAUUCACACCCAUGAUCUAUGCGAAACAUUUUAUUGCCUCGGAACAAUGUCGAUCUGCCGAAUUCAGUACUUGUCCAGGUGACAAUCCAACUAUUGUGCAGUUUGCUACCAAUAAUCCAGAGGAGUUUUUCACAGCAGCGAUGUUUAUAAGCAGGUAUUCUCGGGGUAUUGAUCUGAACUGCGGUUGCCCACAACGAGAUGUUAUGAAAGAAGGAUAUGGUUCAAGUUUAUUAGUAGAUCCCGAACGAAUCGCUGAUAUCGUUGCAACUGCACGUCGACGGAUUUCAAAACCAGAUUUCACUGUCUCUAUCAAAAUUCGACUAAAAACAAAUCGCCAGUUGACUUUAGAAACUUGUCGUCAAGCAGAAAAAGCCGGUGUUUCAUUUAUAACAGUGCACGGGCGCACACCUGAACAACGAUCGGAACCUGCAGAUUAUGAAAUGAUCAAGUUGAUCAAAUCAAGUCUAUCAAUCCCAGUAAUUGCUAAUGGAAAUAUCAAAAGCUAUGAACAAGCACUACAAGUUGUAAAAUAUACGGGAGUUGAUGGUGUAAUGUCGGCAAAUGGUUUGUUAGAAAACCCAGCUAUGUUCGCUGGUUACACUUCUACUCCGAAGCAAUGUGUUGCGGAUUGGGUGCGUUUGGCAACAGAAUAUGGUUGCCCAUUUGAUUUGUUUCAUCAACAGUUGAUGUUCAUGCUUCGAUCUUCGUUUACCAGUAGACAAAGAAUAGUGUUCAAUGGACUGAGUAGUCAUCCGGCUGUUUUUGAUUACCUCACUCGUAAUAUCUUCAGAAAUGGUAUUUUUAAGGGACUUGAUAAUCCUUAUUUAAACUGAAUGCAAAAGUAUAUACUUUUAUAACAACGCAAAAAAAUGUUUUAUGUCCUUGUUGUCGUAUGAGUAGGAUCUCCAAUCUUUAAUUGCAAUUUUUUGUCGGUU